AUGAGUAACAGAGGAAUAUUUUGCAGGUUAUGCCUCCUUGUCCAGGAUGCCUAUGGUAUGUUCAGUGAAGUGCAGUUGCAGUCUCUGAGUUCUGCAGAUGACAUUGAGCAGUACUGCAGGAGAUGGGAAGGAAAAUUCUGCUGCCUAGCUGGAAUGAAAAUUUUGCAAAGAACUACAAGAGGAAGGGCAUUAGGACUUUUUAGUCUGAUAGACAGUCUGUGGCCUCCAGUAGUGCCUGUAAAAGUUCCUGGACAAAGUCAAGACUCUGAAAUGAUGACAACUAAUAUUCCUCCUCCCAGCUUCUGUUAUAUUCUUACUGUUCAGUCUGGUGAAAUACAUGUGGAAGUGGAUGAGGAAGAACAGAUUUCUAAUUUGUAUCAUCCACCAGCUGUUCAUGGUCUAAAGGAAAUUCUUCAGAUCGAUGGUUGUAAUGAACGUUGUAGCUUUUGGGCGCGGGUGCUGUAUCUAAGGCUGCAGACAAAACACAGUGUUCCUAUAAAUCAAAGAGAGAUUUGGUUGUUUGUGACUGACUCCACAUUGCAAAAUGUGGGUCAUAUAAUUCAAAAAGUUGUUGCUGUGUCAGUCGCUGCAUCAUGUGUUCUCAGUACAGAAGUCACAGAAGCCCUCAGUGUUGCCUCACGACUUGUCUUCUUCAAGGAUGCGCUGUGGGGAAAUGGUAGGAUUAUUUGUGUUGAACGUACUGUUCUCUUAUUACAAAAGCCUCUUUUGUACUCGGCUGCCGGUGCUGACCUCAGUGAGCUGACUGGCCCUGUCAGACUCGAUGAGCUGGAUUCUACAACACAGGCCAACUCCAUUUGUGUUUUAAGAGGUACUGUUGUUGGAGUUAAUGAGAGCACUGCUUUCUCCUGGCCUACAUGCGACAGAUGUGGCAAUGGAAAGUUGGAACUGUGUCCCCAGGACAGAGAAUUGCUAUACUGCAGCCAGUGCUCUGAAGUUGUCAUUUCACCAGUUUUGAAAAUGCAGCUGGAAGUCUUCUUGAGCUGUCCAUCCCGAUCUCAAAGUACAGUAAAAGUAAAGCUGUUACAAAGGACAAUCUCUUCUCUCCUGAUGUCCUCCGCCAGUGAGGAUGGGAGUUAUGAGGUGCAGAGCGUGCUGGGAAGGGAGGUGGGGUUAUUGAACUGCUACGUCCACUCCGUCACCAGCCACCCCAACUGCGUUGCACUGGAGGAAAUUGUUCUUCUGGAAGCAGCUGAACUGAGCUGA
Messenger RNA from Fulmarus glacialis (Northern fulmar), 1224 nucleotides. It is a transcript of the gene SPIDR, whose product is annotated as scaffolding protein involved in DNA repair. The coding region runs from base 1 to 1224 and encodes 407 amino acids. The record is from RefSeq and is a predicted model, not a curated record. NCBI's taxonomy places the organism in Eukaryota, Metazoa, Chordata, Aves, Procellariiformes, Procellariidae. Gene Ontology annotation, cellular component: nuclear chromosome; nucleoplasm. Gene Ontology annotation, biological process: double-strand break repair via homologous recombination; regulation of establishment of protein localization to chromosome. The transcript is spliced from 10 exons.